AUGGGGAAUGAAGAAGCAGUUGAUAAGAAAUUCACUUGGGUGAUUAAGAAUUUCUCAUCUCUGGAAUCUGCGUGUUUGACCAUUCAUUCUGAUGAAUUUGUGAUCGCUGGCUGCAAAUGGCGUCUUAUGGCCUAUCCUAAGGGAUUUCAGAAUGCUAGUCAUCUGUCUCUGUAUCUGAUGGUUGCUACUCGUAAAACUUUGCCUUGUGGAUGGAGAAGACACGUAAAAUUUCGCCUAACUGUUGUCAAUCAACUCUCCGGUAUACUCUCCCAACAACGAGAUAAAGAACAAUGGUUUGAUCAAAAUGUUACUCUCUCUGGAAAUCAUAAAAUGCUUCUCCUUACCAAACUUUAUGGCAAGAAAAGUGGAUUUCUUGUCAACGAUGAAGUCAAGAUUACUGCGGAGGUAGAUGUUCUUGAAGUUAUUGGCGAAUUAGACGUUUCAGAUGCACCUAUAAAGGUAACUCAACCUCCGAAAAGGAUAAAGCUUAACGAUCAUGGUGCUUCCGUAAAGGAAAGCAUUAAUGUCUAUGGAUUUCAAGUUCUUCCUUCACAGGCGGAAUCUGUGAAACGUAUAUUGGAAAGACACCCGGAUAUAACACUAGAGUUCCGAGUAAAGAACCAACAUAUGAGGACAUCAUGCAUAAAUCUCCUUCUCAACAUAAUCGAGACGUUAUGCCAGGCACUGCAAGACUUUUCCAUUGAUGACUUAAGCCAAGCAAAGAAAACAUUAACAUACCUGAAGUAUUCGGGGUUUAAGGUGGAUUGGUUGGAACGUAAGCUGGAGGAAGUAAAGAAAAAGAAGAUGGAAAAGCAGUUUGGUAAGACUCGGAUGCAAGAGUUAGAGGAAGAGCUCAAGGUCUUUAAGAAGAAGUGCUCAGAAAUAGAAGCUAUACUGGAGAAAGAGAAGGAAGAACUGAACAACUUGAAGCUAAAGUGCUCAGAAACAGAAGCUCUGCUGGGAAAAGAGAAGACAAAGGUGUUGGCUGCUGCCAGAACUCCUCGUCUAACGUUGGAUGAUUUUGUCUGA
This is a messenger RNA of Camelina sativa (false flax), 1029 nucleotides long. RefSeq names its product MATH domain and coiled-coil domain-containing protein At3g44790-like. Gene Ontology annotation, molecular function: protein binding. Lineage: Eukaryota; Viridiplantae; Streptophyta; Magnoliopsida; Brassicales; Brassicaceae. The record is from RefSeq and is a predicted model, not a curated record.